GUUUUUCGAAGUUUCCCGUUAAUUUUUUACUACCAUAUCGCGAGGCGAAUAAGAUAGUUCGCGUGGACGUGACGGUACUACUUGAUUUCGCGAAAUAAAUUUGUGUGAGAACAGGAAAAAGUCGGAUUUCGAAUUAUCCUUAACGUCCCCGGAAGGAUAUAAAAGGAUCUGAAUUUGCGGAAAAUUUAAGUUGAAAAUUUCUCCGAUUUUAAUGAUUGAAGUGUUUUGACUGAACAUUCCGAACUUUGGCUGUGCUUAAACAAAGAACCAAGAAUUCGUGCUGAUACUCAUUGGAAAAUCAAUCCAAAGUUUUCCCAGUUUCCAUUGAAAAAAAAACAUCGAAUCAAAGCUGCAAAUUCGAACAAAUUCACCUUCAAACUAUCCCGGAAAGAAAAACUAUUUUCUCUGUUCACGUAUUGAGAAAAUUUCAAAGUGCAUUUCACAGUGAAAAGGAUACACUCGAUUCAGGCAGCGUCGACGGCAUAUCGGGGUCUCUUGUCUGUGUCCAUUCAGUGACCGUGUCAAAGAAAACUCAAAGAAGAAGUUUUCCGAGAGAGAGAGAGAGAGCAAAAAAACGUAGAAAAACCUACGAGAAGAGAGAAUUCCAAAUGUCCUGAAUCUGCAUCCUUCGUGACAUUGUGCCGCCAACAGAAACCCGAAACGUAAUUUUUAAUUAAUCGAAAGUUGAAAGACUGGUCUGGCGUCGUCCAAUAUUUUAAUUAAAAAAGUUUUUCCCGCUUCUGCUACAGUAGCUCACCACGUCAAUCAAUUGAGCGAAUGCUUGCCAGCUAACCCGGUCGGUCUUUAUCCUGGCCCGGUUGUUUCAGAGAAAAAGGAGAACAUUUUUUUUGCAUCAGAAUCGAAACGAAAUUCGGUACCAAUCAGCUAACGUUAAAUAAUUUGAAUUAUUCUGAAAAGUUUGAGACAAUAUUUCAUACAUAAAUUGAAAGUGUCCUGGGAGCAAAAGGCAAACAAUCAGAUAUUUUCUGAUCCCCAAAGUGCCCGCUACACUGUUUACUUCAGCACUAACCGUGAAAAAAUCCGUUGGCAUCGAUAUCAACAUUUCGGAGCAGUUCUUGCAUUAACAAUUCACCAAAACAACUUACAAACGAGAGUAAAAGUUCAUGCAAAAGAUCCGAUUCGAAUUCAGCCGCUAUAUAAUGAUAACGAAAUACACUUUCUUCCUUAUUCUGCAAAUAUCCCUCAUAGUCGCCAGCACCAAAGCAUUUCGACUACAGCGUCAUAAUGGAACCAAACGUAUUACGAGAGCUUUUCGUACUAAUAGUGAUGGUGUGUCCCCAAAAUACACCCUUUUCGAUCCACUGGCUGACUUAGCCAGUCUUCAACUCUUGGAAGAACAACCCCUAAAUGAGCACAUCAACGCAAGGGAGUGUGGAACUCGGUCGGUGCGCUACCAUCCACAACGUUCAGGAAGAAUAAUUGGAGGACAUGAAGCUCCUUACGGAGCUUACCCGUGGCAGGUGGAAAUUGAAAUGUUCAACUAUGGACUACGAAAGUUUGAGCAUCAUUGCGGAGGAGCACUUAUAGGGGAUAGAGUGGUUAUCACGGCUGCACAUUGUCUACAAGUACCACAAUUGGAGUAUUUGCGAUUGGUAUUUGGAGACCAUCUUUUGGCGGAAAGGGAUUUGUAUGAACAUGGAUUCCGAGUAGAUGCAAUCGUUUUGCAUCCGGAUUACAGGAAGCAGGGACCCUACAGCAACGACAUUGGCCUUAUGCGGGUACGUACACCCCGCGCCGGAGGAGGUGUACCCUUCAAUACACAUAUCCGAGCCAUUUGCCUGCCGGAACCUGGUUAUAUGCCGCCUGCUGGAACAUGGUGCUCUGUAUCAGGAUGGGGAGCUCACCAAACGCAUGAUCUUAACAACAUAGCCGAUGUCCUGCGAGCAGCUGCUGUUCCUAUUCUGGAUUUGGAAGUUUGUAGGAUGAGCUCUGUAAACGGGGGUAGAACACAAGAGAUAUUGGAUUCAAUGAUUUGUGCUGGUUUCUUACAAGGUGGCGUAGAUGCUUGCGGAGGCGAUUCUGGUGGACCACUUGCCUGUGAAAUUAAUGGACGCUUUGUCCUGACGGGAAUUGUUUCAUGGGGUGAUGGCUGUGCAAAGAAGAAUCGACCCGGGGUUUAUACACGAGUGGAAUCAUUCAUCAACUGGAUUCGGAAGACAGUCAGAGAACUUCAAUGAAGGGCCACAGCAUUUUUAGAUUACCCGAACCAAUUGGCUCAUUGUUAUUGUUGU
This is a messenger RNA of Hermetia illucens (black soldier fly), 2252 nucleotides long. RefSeq names its product serine protease 27-like. The record is from RefSeq and is a predicted model, not a curated record. The transcript has 5 exons. Gene Ontology annotation, molecular function: serine-type endopeptidase activity. Lineage: Eukaryota; Metazoa; Arthropoda; Insecta; Diptera; Stratiomyidae. Bases 1125 to 2198 code for a protein of 357 amino acids. Gene Ontology annotation, biological process: proteolysis.